AUGGCCCCCGCGUCCUCUUCGCGUGUGAAAGAACCCAAACUCCCCACGAUCGGCAGUUUGUACGACAAAUUAAAUUAUGGCAACCGCAUAUGCGAGCGCCGUCCCGAGCGCAAUGGCGUGCUAAAGAAUAGCAUCAGGACGUUUGAUACGAGCCAUAGCCACAAGUACCAAAAGCCUCUCUCUACCAAUGAUCUCAAUAAGAGAGUGUAUAAGGACUCCAUGUCACAGAUGGCAAGUGAUUUCUUGAAAGAGGAAGGGCCUAGACUGUGGCCAAAUGACCAUAGUGAUACCGGGCUAUAUGAGGGGACUCUUGUCUGGCCGAAGGAUAGAGUUAAAAAGUGCCUUAAUAAGCUGAAGAAUGAUAGAACGAGGAAGCGGCAGAGUGGUCAUAGGCCUCGAGGCGCAGAUUCCUCGACGAUGGAGAUUGUUGAUGAUGAACCAGAUAACACACCACUGACACCACGUCGGCGCUCCCCAAUUUCUCAACAACUUCAGCUCCCCGGAAAUAUUCAGACUACUCCACAGUCUGCCACAACGCAUCCAGCUACAAUGGAGGAGGAUGACCCUUUUGCUUCUGAAGGGGAAGAUGCCGAGGCAACUCAGAGACGUGACAGAGGUCGCCCAACACAGCCACUCCCCAGCGCUACCCCUUCAACAACCUUGAUCGCGCCAGGGAGACCUGCUAGCACGGGCCAUUCUCCAUUGGGAGCCACGUCAUCUCGUUCCGACGUAGAUGGCCGCAAUACAUCCAGCAGUCUUACAGAAGGAAAUCUCCACGCUCACAAUAGUAGUGUUCCUCCACUGAACAAUUCGCACAGUAGAGAGGUUGAUGUUAUAUCGGAUGAUGAUGGCUUUAUGCCCCCCUUGGAAGAGAUCCUUUCAAGCCCUGAUAGAGGACAGAGCAGCAGAAAGGGUAAAGAGAAGGAGGUUGAAAAGGAGAGGCGGAAAGAGAUGCCUCCUCCACGACUACCUGCUGAGCGAGCAGGUCCAGUUACGGACCCAGACCAGAGCAGUCAACAGAUCUGGCCAAGGCAAGGUACCUCGUCCAUGUCUCGGUUCCCCAGCCAGCAACGAGGGACCUCAGUCUUCUCUACGGUUGAAUGCGGUCGCGCUCCAAGUCUACGACCUCGAGCACCUGAAGCCUCUAUGGAGGGUGUGAUAGAUGAAGUAACUCGCCCUUCUGUCGAAACUGAUGACAUGCAACAUAUGAAUGAGAGUCGUGAGGGUGGAGCGACGACAAGAAAAUCGCCUUUGGAGCCGGAAAUAUGGUUUCGAGCCAUUGUCUCGCGCAAGCCUCCCGUUGAAGAGUCAUGGAAGCCCAAUGGGAAGUUCUCUGACAAAACACUUGAAGAAUUAAAGAAGGAGCUCCCGUUCAACUUUGACGACGGUGAUGUGGUGGGAUUGAAAUUUACACUGAAGAGUCAUGAAGGGAUGAGGAUAGUAGAAACAAUCGACCACAAUAACAGACACGACCUGCAGCAUCUCAAACGUGUUUUCGGAGAGAGAAUCAGAGAGGCGAUGAAAGAAAGGAUAGGGAGAGACAGAGGUCCUUUCACUUUUGAUAUGGAAAUUGAGACUGUAAAAUGUAGUCGAGAAAUGACGGUCGGUAGGGAGGAGUCAUUAGCACCACUCUUAUGGUAG
Messenger RNA from Clonostachys byssicola, 1641 nucleotides. The record is from the annotation of a GenBank genome assembly. NCBI's taxonomy places the organism in Eukaryota, Fungi, Ascomycota, Sordariomycetes, Hypocreales, Bionectriaceae.